Orcinus orca (killer whale) is the source of this 12348-nucleotide messenger RNA. It is a transcript of the gene VWA2, whose product is annotated as von Willebrand factor A domain containing 2. NCBI's taxonomy places the organism in Eukaryota, Metazoa, Chordata, Mammalia, Artiodactyla, Delphinidae. The record is from RefSeq and is a predicted model, not a curated record. Gene Ontology annotation, molecular function: calcium ion binding.
CGCACUCCGCGCCUCUCCUCCGUGAGGAGCACGGGUGUCCCACGUGGCUCCCACCCGGGCGCCCCUCCCCGGGCCUGCAUCGGCCCCUGGCCCGAGCGUGUCCCGCCGCGCGCUCCUCGCCGCGCUCGCCGCCUCUGUUCCGUGAGGAACACAGGUGUCCCACAUGACUCCCACCCGGGCGCCCCUCCCCGGGCCUGCAGCGGCCCCUGGCCCGAGCGUGAUUCGCCGAGAGCCCAGCCCGAGUGGUCUCCACGCCGCAGGAGCCUGCGUUCCGGGGCGUGGUUAGCUGCGUCGGAAAGGCGCCGCUUCCUUCCUCGCGCUCGCAGGAGAGGAGAAGCCCGGCCCCCGGGCGAACAAGCCCGGCGUGCCGAGACCACUGGCCCCGCGCGAACGCGGCGUCGGGACGGCGGGUUUUGUUCGGCAAUGUUUGCGCUCCACCUGAGUGCGGUCGUGGGGCCCGGUCGUCUCUCCGGGAAGUCGGCGUUCCGGGCAAAGCGCACCUGGCGCGCGCCUCCUCCGGGCUCCCCGCUGUCGGCCCCGGGCGAGCCGGCGGGGUUCUUGGGAGGCAGCGCGCGGCGGGCCCGGGAACGGCCCCUCUCAUGGGUCCCCGGCAGCGGAGCACCGAGCGGAGGGGCGCGGACCGCAGUGCCCCCAUCCCUCCCUCUUCAGGAAGUCCACGUGAGCAAGCAGACCAUUGGGAAGAUUUCAGUCGCCAGCAAAAUGAUGUGGUGCUCGGCUGUGGCGGACGUCCUGUUUCUGAACGAUGGCUCUCACAGCAUUGGGAAAGGGAGCUUUGAAAGGUGCAAGCACUUUGCCGUCACGGUCUGUGAUGCUCUGGACAUCAACCCCAGGAGGGUCAAGGUGGGAGCCGUCCAGUUCAGUUCCGCCCCUCGUCUGGAAUUCCCCAUGGAUGCAUUUUCAACCCAACGGGAAGUGAAGGCAAGAAUCAAGAGGAUGGUUUUCAAAGGAGGACGUACAGAGAUGGGCCUUGCUCUGAAAUACCUUCUGCAUAAAGGAUUCCCUGGGGGCAGAACUGCCUCUGUGCCCCAGGUCCCCAUCAUUGUCACUGACGGGAGGUCCCAAGGGCAUGUGGCCCUGCCAGCCAAGCAGCUGAAGCAAAGGGGCGUCACCGUGUUUGCUGUGGGGGUCUGCUUCCCAAGGUGGGAGGAGCUGCGCACGCUGGCCAGCGAGCCAAGGGAGCAGCACGUGCUGAUGGCCGAGCAGGUGGAGGACGCCGCCCACGGCCUCUCCAGCACCCUCGGCGGCUCUGCCACGUGCACCAUUGCCUCUCCGGACUGCAAGGUCCAGUCUCACCCCUGUGAGCGCAAGACGCUAGAGAUGGUCAGGCAGCUUGCCGGCCAGGCCCCGUGCCGGAGGGGAUCUCGGGGGACCAAGGCCGUGCUGGCUGCUCUCUGUCCCUUUUCCAGCUGGAAGAGAGUGCUCUUAACCCACCCUGCCACCUGCUACAGGACCACCCGCCCAGGCCCCCGUGACUCGCAGCCCUGCCAGAAUGGAGGCACGUGUGUUCCAGAAGGACUGGACCAGUACCACUGCCUCUGCCCGCCAGCCUUUGGAGGGGAGGCUGACUGCGCCCCAAAGCUGAGCCUGGAGUGCAGAGCCGACGUCGUCUUCCCGCUGGCCGGCUCGGCGGCUGCCACCCCGGAGGGCUUCCUGUGGACCAAGGCCUCUGUGAAGCGGUUCGUGCCGGGGGCGCUGAGCGAGGGCUCCCGGGCAUGCAUGGGUGUGGCCGUGCCCGUGGGCGAGUACCGGGACGCGGACCUGGUCAGGAGCCUCGACGGCCUGCCCUUCGCUGGCGGCGCCAUCCUGACAGGCCACGCCCCGCAGCAGGCGGCGGAGCGCGGCUUCGGGAGCACCGCCGGAACGGGCCUGGACCGGCGCCGCAGGGCCGUGGUCCUGAUGACCGAGGCGCGCUCUCAGGACCAGGUGGCCGGCCCGGCGACUUUCGCCAGGGCCUGGGAGCUGCUCCUGCUGGGCGUGGGCAGCGAGGUCGUGCGGGCAGACCUGGAGGAGGUCACUGGUAGCCCAGCGCGCGUCAUGAUCGACGCCGGCCCGGAGGACCUGUGCCGCCAAAUCCCGAAGCUGCGGGGAAAGCUGUGCAGCCAGCAGCGCCCAGGCUGCCAGGCCCAGUCGCUGGACCUGGUCUUCACGUUGGAUGCCUCGGCCUCUGUGGGGCCCGAGGACUUCGCCCAGAUGCAGAGCUUCGUGAGAAGCUGUGCCCUCCGGUUUGACGUGAACCCUGACGUGACACAGAUUGGCCUGGUGGUGUAUGGCGGCCAGGUCCAGACAGCCUUUGGGCGGGACCCCACCUCACCAGCGCUGCGGGCCAGGAGCCAGGCCCCCUACCUGGGUGGGGUGGGCUCGGCAGGCAUGGCCUUGCUGCACAUCUAUGACAAGGUGAUGACGGUCCAGAGGGGCGCCUGGCCUGGUGUCCCCAAGGCUGUGAUGGUGGUCACGGGUGGGAGGGCAGAGGAUGUGGCCGUCCCUGCCCAGAAGCUGAGGGACAACGGCGUCUCUGUCUUGGUGAUGGGCGUGGGGCCUAUCCUGAAGGAGGCACUGCAGAGGCUCCCACAUCCCUGGCACUCCCUGAUCCACAUGGCAGCCUACGCAGACCUGAGGCACCACCAGGACACGCUCAUCGAGUGGAUAUGCAGAGAAGCCAAGUGGCCAGUUAACCUCUGCACACCCAGCCCGUGCAUGAGUGAGGGCACCUGCGUCCUGCACAACGGGAGCUACCGCUGCGGGUGCCGCGAUGGCCGGGAGGGCGCGCACUGCGAGAGCCAUGAGUGGGGCACCUGCGUGCACUUGGGAGCUGGGGUGCUGUUCUGAGAGUCCUGAGCCCCAGGGCCACAGCCAAAGGAGGCUCUAGGGCAUCAGUGAAAGGAAUCAAUCAUUUGUUCGUUCAUGCAGGAAACAUUCAGUGGGUGCCUCCUACAUCCCAGGUGCUAUUCUAGGUGCAGGGAACAGAGCAGGAAGCAGGACAGAGAAUCUCUGUCCUCGUGGAGCUUCCAUUCUAGUGAGGGAGACAGCAAAUAAGUACAGCACGAAGUGUAUUAUAUGGUGCUGAGCACACACUCUGAUUGAUGAAAAUUGAUGACUGGGAGGGAGGAGCAAGUGGACCCAGACUAACUGAAAGGCAGGCAGAGGAUGUGGCACGGGUACAGGUGGGUGGGUAGAUGUGGCGGUGGAAGUCGGUGGGAGUUCCGAGCGUUUCUUUUUUUUAAAAAUGUUGAGCCUUCUUUUUUUAAUUUAUUUUUAUUUUUGGCUGUCUUGGGUUUUUGUUUCUGUGCAAGGGCUUUCUCUAGUUGUGGCAAGCGGGGGCCACUCUUCAUCGCGGUGCACGGGCCUCUUACUGUCGCAGCCUCUCUUGUUGCGGAGCACAGGCUCCAGACGCGCAGGCUCAGUAGUUGUGGCUCACGGGCCUAGUUGCUCCGCGGCAUGUGGGAUCUUCCCGGACCAGGGCUCAAACCCGCGUCCCCUGCAUUAGCAGGCAGGUUCUUAACCACUGCACCACCAGGGAAGCCCCCGACCGUUUCUGUUUGCUCAGCUGAGAGAGAGGAUGGGGAGACAUGGAGGUUGAGGAGGGAAGAGAACUAGUAACUGUCUAGGAGAGAAGGGGCCCAGAGUGAGGACGUAGAGAAUGAUUGUUGGGCAGCACUCUGGCCCACCUGUGGCCGCCGUUCAUGAAUUUAAAGUUAGAACAGCAGCGGCAGCCAGAGGAUGAUUCCCACUGGAGCCCUGGGUUUUCAGGCACUGGUAGAGGUGGGCUUCCUGAUACCAGGCGUGAUGUGAGGGGCACCUCUUCCUUGGCUUACGGAGUAAGAGCAAGGCAUGAUGGGGCCCGUGAGGCAGCUAGUUGGUUGAGAAGAGGACUCAGACAAUCCUCGUGUCCUCAAAGUUCACUUCUUUCCCAGGGACCUUGAGAGGAGAUGCCCCCAAGGCACGUGGCCCCAGCCGAAAGCCUGCAGGAGGGCAGCAGCUGCCCCCCUCCCGGCUGCUACAAGAAGGCCUGGGUUCCCUGGGCGCUGAAAGGGGGCCUGCCCUCAGUGGAGCAUCCUGUCCUGUGGGGUCCUUUGCGUGUCUGCCUUCAGCCCUGUCCAGAACCCUCCUGCCCACUCUCCUGACCCAGGGAGAAGAGAGGGCCCAGCUGCAGACGGUGCUGCCUAGGGACACAGUAGCAGCUGAUAUCGCCCCUAACGACGAUGUUGAAAAUUCUUCAGGUGUAAGUACUUACUUUGCUGACCUAGUUGAACGCUGCUGAGCUGGUGUCAUCUGCCACCUUUCCCCUGAGGAGGAACAGAGGAAACUGGAGACUUUCGAUGGCCUGUUUGAAGCUCACUUUUCCCACAACAGAUGCUAAGUAGAACGUUGUUGGGACAGUCAUGCCCAACAGAAGGCAGUGAUGAGAGUGUCACUCGGACCCCCGACGUGAUGACACUUCAAGAUAGACAAAGGGUGGACCUUGAAACACAUCUUUCUCCUAAGAUGUCCCAGAGGGAUUCAUUCUUAGUUUGAAAAGGGGCUUGAGUGGCAUUUGUGACUAGUUUUGGUGACUGGAUCCGCGUGUGGGAGUUGGAAAGGCCCCAGACUGGAAGGUGACUGAUUAACCAGCUGUUUGGCCUUGGGGGAGGGGCUGAGUGUGCAAACGGCCCUGGUCUCCAGGGGCCACGUGAGCUGGGCCUGGGCACUGGGCAGCAUUCCCUUCGAGGGGCUUCUCAGCCUUUACUUAGGAGGGUUAAUUGCGGGGUGUUUCUUGAGUGCUUGUCUUACUCUGCCCUUUGGGGGCAAAAAGGAGUAGAAUUCUUAAACUCAAUCAAUAUAGAACAAAGAAACUUGGAGGAGUUUUGUUUUUUUAGGCGUAGAUCUUAUUCUGCUUGGUUUUAGGUUUUUUUUUUAGACCUGGUUUUGAAAGGAAUAUUUCAAGAAGUAAUGUUGGUUAUUUAUUUAACAGGAGUUUUUGUACCUAAAUGGCAAAGAGGCUUAGUUGGAAUAUUUUUUUGGUGAACUGGUUAUUUCCUUACCCCACAGUAUUUAGGAAUCAGUUCUCCCCCUGGGUGGUCGUGUUGGGAGUUGGGUUUUUGGUAGAAGCCUUUGUAGAUCUCUGAUUUAAAUCCAAAUACUUUAUCACAGUUCUUAUUUUUAAAGUAAAUACCUUAAUGUGAUGUUUUAUAGGCAAACAUUCAAGGCUACCUUGGUUUAAGUAUUGCUUAGCUUUAAGAACUUUAGGAUUUCUGGUGCAAGAAAAGUACUUGAAAGGUCACCACCAUGGUUCUGUUAGACGUUAAAAAGUCCUGUGUGCCGAGCACUGUGCAUGACAGUCAUUUGCGUUCAAGGGAUAUUUUCAUUCCUAUUAUUGCUUUUGCCUUGGCAGAAGGUGACAUCAGAGCAGGGUCACAUGCCCACCUGGCAGGUGCUGAUAGGUGAUAUCUGAAUUUACAUGAACCCCUUUAUAUUAACAGCAGUUUAAUCGUUUCAUAGUGUAGGCUUUUUGUCUGGUUCAGGGCUGACAUUUUGAUGUCCCAUUUGAAUUGGACUUAAAAAACCCCCCACAAAACUGUGGUCCCUGGGCUUACAUAUCAAAGCCUUUACUGUUGCUAUUUUUAGGUCCCAGCCCUUGAAACUUUACCUUUUCUAGUGAAGGUGUGAAGAGUUCAACCCUUUUGGGGUCCCAGUAGCGGCAGAGGGAAUUCCUAACAAGAUAGCCUUAAGUGAUCUUUUCCCAGCCAACCCUUUUUCUUUCUUUUAAAAUAAAUUGGCUUUUAAUUACACAUGUAAUAUAUAAAUAUGUUCUCCUUGGAAAAACUUAAACACUGCAGAUAGAUCAUAAAUCUUUUAUUUUCUCCAAAUGAUCCUUAUUCCAGCCAACUUGCUAAAUGCUCUAGUUCUAAUAGUUGAUUAUUUGAUUCUCUUGCUUUUUUAGAAAGACAGCAUUUACAAGUAAUGACAGGUUUGUCUCUUCCUUUUGAAAUCUUAUACUGCUUUUUCUUGUCAUCUUGCAUUGUCUAGAACCUUCAGAAUAAUGUUUUAAGAAGUAGUGGUAACAGCAUGCAUCUGGUUCUUGACUUGAAGGGACUUUUUCAUCAUGAUGUUCUGUGGAUUACUUGAUAAGGAAUGUUUACUUCUAUUCCUAGCUUACAAAGAGUGUUUAUUAGGAGUGUUGAGAUUUGUGUUUUGCUUUUCUGCUUCCUUUCAGAAGAUGUUUUUUCACAUUUAAUCGGUUAAUAUGAUAAAUUACCCAUUAGUAUAUUUUCAGUUGUUGAAUCACCUUUGAUUUCUUGGGUGAAUGCUGUCUGGUCGCAAUACCUGAUUCUCUAAGCACUGUUGAAUUUCAUUUGCCACUACUUUAAAGCUUUUGUUCAUCUGUGUUCAAAAAUGAGAUUUUCUUUUGCAGUAUGUGUUAGCAUAGCUCUGAUACAAAAUUCUAACUUUCUAAAAUGAAAAAUAUAUAGUCCUCAGACUUUCAAGCUGCUAUAUUCAUAGUGUUUUCUUAUAAUUUCAAAAGUCUUGUCAGUAUCUCUACUUAAGGCCUCCUUUUCAGUUCUGCCAUUUAAUACUGCCCUAGGCUGUCUUUUUAUUGUAUUCGCCUUUUCAAUGAGCCAGAAGUUUGGUUUUCUCAUUUUUUAAAAAUUUAUUUAUUUAUUUUGGCUGUGUUGGGUCUCCGUUUCUGUGCGAGGGCUUUCACCAUUUGCAGCAAGCGGGGACCACUCUUCAUCGCGGUGCGCGGGCCUCUCACUAUCGUGGCCUCUCUUGUUGCGGAGCACAGGCUCCAGACGCGCAGGCUCAGUAAUUGUGGCUCACAGGCCCAGUUGCUCCGUGGCAUGUGGGAUCCUCCCAGACCAGGGCUCGAACCCGUGUCCCCUGCAUUGGCAGGUAGAUUCUCAACCACUGCACCACCAGGGAAGCCCUGGUUUUGUCAUUUUUAAAACCAGCAUGUUUAUGCUAUAAACUUUCUUAAUUAUUACUACUAAGGCACCUUUCCCAGUACUGGUACCUUUUUUUCCCCCAGGAAUUAUUUAGGAGUGUGUUUAAUUUCUAGGAGUACUGAUUUUCAACCACUUAUAUAUGGUCAGCCUCUAAAGAUGUUUCCCUUGUGUUAAUUUUACUAUUAAAAUCUUCUUUCAGCCUUACCUAUGCUACUUGAGUUAAGGAGGCUUAAAGUCUCCUGCUAAGAGCCCACCUUGUAGUUCUACCAGUUUUUACUGCACAUAGUGUGAAGUUCAGUGCAUAAAUAACCAUGAUGUUUCCCCCCUUUAAGUAGAAGUCUGCCAGGCCUUGCCCCAUGUCUUUCCAUGAAAUACAAGAAAAUCCAAAAUACAAUUAACAUUUUAUUAAAAAAAAAAAACCAAAACUAACUCACCACUUGGGACACCAAGUGUUUAUGACAAAGGAAAUAAAUGCCCUGGGAUUAGAAAGACAAUAAGACUCAAAAGACCUUUAGUUCUCAGGAACCAGUGUUAAAGAACUCUGAUUCAGAACCCCCAGAAAUGAGGCUGAGAGAUGACAGGUGAAAUGUUCCAACCUGUGUUAACCAGUGCCAUCAGAAGAGAAGAACGGGCAACACAAAGAACAGCACUGCCAAUUUUAAGAGAAGAAAGAGACCACCAGAAACAAAACUCGCCCCUCUUUUUCUUGGAUAAGGGCCUGGACAUCGAGCACAACUUAAAAAAACAGGGACUAAGAGAACAUUAUACUAAGUAACUCUUCUCUUAGAAAUCGCCUCACCGCAGGACUGAAUCUGUAAACACAGGGUAAUCUUGUUUCUAUGGUAAUGUAAAAUGUCAGUUAAAUCUCAACAGUCACUUUUCACUGUUCUAAAUUACAGGAUUUGAAACUUUUUUUUCUAUGUAAUACAGCAUCACUUAAAAUUUUAUUUAAAAGCAAUUGGUUCUGGCCUGCUUUAGCCUGAAAAAAGUCCUUAAUUUACUGGCAACAGUGCCUCAGCUUGGUCCCAAAUGUUUUCCCCGUUACCAUUUCUCAAAAAACCAUAGAUGGCUUUACACAGUUGAAGACAAGGACGGUUUAACCCCUGACGCUGCUAAGAAUCAGAUAGGGGUUUAGACCUUCUCAAUCACCAAAGCCAUGUGACCAGUGGGACAGGGCCCUGCUACCUUAAUUUCUCUUCCACCAAAGUCUCCAUAUCAGAAUCUUUUCACUUAAAAAGCUUGAUAAAGCAAUUGCUGAAAACUUCAAGGAAGAAACACAGAAUACCCCUAAAUACAGCAAUGUAAUGUUUACAACCAAUAGACUUAGGUCUCCAAACAAGUCUUUUUUGUUGUUGUUGUCGUAUUACUUCCUUUGGCUCUGCAAAGGGACAGAGCCUCCUCUUAGCUGAAGUUUUCCAUUCAUAGAACCCCAGUCCUUCCUUUUUCUUGUAAACAGACUCACCCUUUUACAGAGUUGCUGCUUUAACGAAGACUGUAAUGAAGCAGGAUUGUCACCAAGGUCCAUAUUGACAGGAGAGUCUCUAGAUGAAGUUUGUUUCCUAACUUGCUCCUUUCUUCUCCCAUUCCUAGGGUACCAUUCAAACACCAGCAUCCCCCCAAAAGAAGAAAGUUAGUUAUCCUCCGUAGCCAACCUACAUAUUCCUAGAAGAAGCUAGGAAUAGAGACGCCAAUUAAGUAAGGUUCAACCCCUGCGUGUCCCCCACUGCUUGGAGCACGUGUUCAGAGAUUUCUGAGGCCCUGGAGCAGCAGAGAGGGAGGACUGCGGUCCUCAGGACCUGCGGCAAACAGCCGUGACCACGACCUCUGCCCUGGCCGUGCCUCCCCACUCCCACCCAGCCAGAGGGCCAGCGGUACCUCGAGCUUGGCCAGCUCCUCGCCAUCGUGGAGGAUGCGGAAGGAGUAGAGGUGGUCGGGGCUCGGGUCCGGUACCACCUCACAGCCCACCAGGCUGAGGGGCUGCUGGGCCGCCUUGCUGCGGUUCCGGUCCUGGUAGAAGUACAGGUGACUGUCCCUGACGGAGCACCAGCGCGACUUCCACUGGCUGUUCACCAGCACGUUCAGGUAACCUGUGGGGUGGGAGGCGGCUUCAGGGCGGGUGCGUGGCUGAGGGCCGCCCUUGCUCCCGGACCCCUGGAGAGGCUCCUCCAGUUCUCAGCUCCAAGGCUUGCCAUGCUUUGCCCGAGAGACUUUCUUGCCUCGUAGAGGCUGUGAAUUCUCCUUUGUGUUAGCUGCUGGAUCCUUUGAAGGUGGGCAGCACCGUGCUACUGGGUUUUGAGAAAGGCCUGUCCGGAGGGAAGUGAGUCGUGCCUUGGCCUGGACCAGGCAGAGAGCGUGUGUGUGUGUGUGUGUGUGUGUGUGUGUGUGCGCGUGUGUGGGUGUGCGUGCGUGUCUGCGUGCCUGUGCGCGUCUGCGUGCAUGUUUGUGCAUGUGCGUGUGUGUCUGUGUGUGUGUGUGCAGGACCGAGGCAGGCACCCCCACCCCGGCCUCCUUGUCUCCCUUCCCCCGCCCUUGCCAGCCCAGGCCACCUGCAGGAAGCUCGCCCCAGCCUGGGUGUCCUGGCCGCAGAUGCGACCCCCUCACCUCCACAGCCUUAGUUCCCUCAGCUCCCCUGACACCUUGCCGUCCCCAGUCGCUGGGUCUCAGCCUGCAAAGGCCCCUCCCCCCUCAGCCAGCUCCUCCACGUCCUCCCAGAGGUGGCUGGCCCUCCUGGGUCCUGCCCUCCCUGCACGGUCGGCCUUCAGAACACUUGAGUCCUGGAACAGCGACAUUCUCCACUUCCAUGUCAGCCUCCCAACGGGACACAGAGCUUGUGAAGGGCAGGAACUUGCCACGUUCGUCUCCAGCGCCUGGUUCUGUGCCCCUUGGCCUCUCCACCAGGCAGCCCUUCUUUCUCCACCGGCACACAGGGGCUGCCAGUGCCGGGGUGCGUCCAUCACAUAGGCCUUUCUUGUUUUUAAAUGGUUGCAUGUGUUGGGUUCAGCUUCCUCCCAACUUAGGUGAAUAUUUACGGAGCUGACACCGUGUGCCAAGCACAGCCUUGUCCCUGGGGCUGGAAAGAUCAGUAAACAUCCAGUCUCGGGCCCCUCUGCCUGCCCCACACACCGUGGGUCGGCAUCUCUCUGUGCUGCUCACCUUCCCACGGGCACUGGCUUACAAAGCGGAUGCCUUCUCCAUCCUAAGGGACCGGCAGCUGCUCUGAACCUUAGCCGGGAAGAACUAGGCCCAUGCAACAGGGUCAAAGUACACGGCCACCUUCGCACCCAGUCCAGUGCUGGACACUCAGUGGGGAUCGUGAAUUUCUCAGGGCCACGAGACCAUCACAUCACAGUAGCAAAGUGGAAGAAUGUGAGCCCAGGACCUAGGAACUCUGGCUCAUUCAGGCAGGCGCCCCACUCGCCCAUCACGAUUCUCUGGACCAGAGAGAGGCAGGGAGCUCGGGCACCGAGUCCUGGGAAGGAGAGUAGCUAUGUUCUCUCUGGCCCUUCCCCAGCCACAGGGGACAGGAGCGUGCUUCCCUGCUGAGUAACGGCCAGCAAGAACCCAGCCACAUCGCGCAAAGCGACUCACUGGGACCAGGCUCCCAGGCCCAACACCGUGCCCUCUGAGGCCACAGGGCCUGGCAGAGCUGGGCCGUCACCCCGCAACCUGGCCAGAGAACCAGGAGACUCCAAAGGCAGGGCCCUGUCUGCUGCCUUCCUGUCGCUCCAGCCCACCCUGCCAGCCGCAAAACACAGAGCUGAACUGGGACUCAGGAAGAGAGCCCAGGGCUGGUACACGGGUUCCAUGAGGAGGAGGAAAAGGCCCAAAGAUGGAGAGUAGUGGCCUUCAGGCUCCGGGGCGUAAGUAUAGCAAUGAGCUUUGAGUUGGAAGCCAGGAUGUUUUCUGGGAAAGGUCUCGCUCUCUCUGUCUCUCUUUCCUGUCAUCAGUUUCCUCAAGGCCAAGUAAGGGCAGCAGAGAUGACCUGGAGGGCCUCCCAGCACCCACACAUUCCCUCUGUACCGGCGACACGGGCUUUUGUCAUCCCCUUAACGGGUCUUACCAGUGCCCCCUCAGAGUCUUUGCUCCUGCCCGCGGGGGCCAUCCCAGCCCGUUUAGCUCCCGCCCGGCCUUGGCAGCUCAGGUCCAGGAAGCCAUCCAUCUCUGUCUACAGAGUAAGGAAGGUUCUUUCUGUCCCCGAGUCCUUGUAGCUAGUAAGACGGCACAGUGUGCGGUUAUGGGUAUAAGGCCAUCAUCUCUGUUGAGCUGUAAGCUCUCAGGACUGUGUCCUCCGCCUGCUUGGGCCCCUUUCCCUAACACCGUGCCUACCGUGCUCCAUACACAUUGAUCGAAUGAACAUACAACUUUAAAGACUGUGAGGAGGACGGCCAUCAACUACCCUUCACUUCCGCACGCUGCAGCAAGAGGGUCUGGUGAGGCUUUAUAAAGGGCUGCCUGCAGCGAAGAUCAGCAGAAACUGUGGACUGUGGGCUCACCCGCUCAAGAGGUGCUAGAGCAAACCCCAAGUCCCCGCCCUGGCCGUCUGAGCCGCCUUGCUGGAGACGGGCUGCGGCCCAGCGGGGGAGCCCGCCCUCUGGCCCAGGAGGCGGCUACUGAAGCUUACUGGAUGUCUCGAGGGACCUUUCCGGAGGCUCCAGCGAGGUAGAUUUCUUCCUGCCCAGGUUCAUUAGGUUGCUCAGUUUGAGGCCAGCAGAACAUUUCUUCUUGACUGUCAAGAUGAGAGGAAAAACCUUCAGCCUUGCACACAGCCUACCGAUGUGCGCUCAUGGAUGACGGAAAAAUUAGCAGACCUGUCCCUGUCCUGUCUGCCCCUCCCUGUGCGCGCACAGGUCUGUGCCCCAGACUCGGAUCCACAGGGCAGUCAGGUGUCUCUAGAGGCACACCAACCUCUCCUACAGAACACGUCAGCACUGGAGAAUCCUUACAGACUGAAUGGGUUCAGAGAGAUCUGAACUAGGGUUAGCAAACGAGAUGAAAGAAUAUUCUACCCCCAGCAAUUCAUGGAACGUAACUUCAGUUUGGUCCUCUCUCCUUUUUUCCGCGAUCUAUCAGCUGUAUACUUCUAAGCAGUUUAGAAACUGGAGGCAUGCUGGAAUGAGCUGUUAAAAUUCGGUAGGGUUGAGCCAGACAGCCGAGCCUCAAAGCCCGGGAUACCACCCCUCCCAACCCUAGGCUGAGAGCCAGAGCGUUUGUACCGUCUUUGGUCUCUGGGACCUCAGGGUGGCCAUCUAUGGAGCUUCCAUAGUCCGAGGCUGACAGGUACUUCUCAGUUACAUCUGGCUGUGGAAGAGAGAGACAAGUGGGUGAUCUUGUCUGGGAAUGGUUACCUGGGAGACCACAAUUUAAGGGAAAAUAAUAGAUGACUCUUGGGUGUAGGCUAGGGGUCACC